Messenger RNA from Camelus dromedarius (Arabian camel), 1569 nucleotides. RefSeq names its product VAMP associated protein A (gene VAPA). Gene Ontology annotation, biological process: neuron projection development. Lineage: Eukaryota; Metazoa; Chordata; Mammalia; Artiodactyla; Camelidae. The coding region runs from base 220 to 969 and encodes 249 amino acids. Gene Ontology annotation, cellular component: plasma membrane; endoplasmic reticulum membrane. The record is from RefSeq and is a predicted model, not a curated record. The transcript has 6 exons. Gene Ontology annotation, molecular function: FFAT motif binding.
CGUGGCCGCGGCGGCUGGUGUAGGGUUGAGUCAGUUGUGAGACCCGGAGCUGCGGAGCGGCGGGCGGCCCACUGAGCCGGCGACGGAGCGGCGGGCGUCGGGUUCGGGAGCCGAGCGUGGCCCCGUGUCGAGCCGGGCCGAGCCGCGCCGCCGCCGCCCCCCGCCCGCAGCUAGCGAGCCGCCGCCGCGGGCGCGCCCCCGCUCUGCGCUGUCUGUCCGAUGGCGUCCGCCUCCGGGGCCAUGGCGAAGCACGAGCAGAUCCUGGUCCUCGACCCGCCCACAGACCUCAAAUUCAAAGGCCCCUUCACAGAUGUAGUCACUACAAAUCUAAAGUUGCGGAAUCCAUCGGAUAGAAAAGUGUGUUUCAAGGUGAAGACUACAGCGCCCCGUCGGUACUGUGUGCGGCCCAACAGUGGGAUUAUCGACCCGGGCUUGACCGUGACUGUCUCAGUAAUGCUGCAGCCUUUCGACUACGACCCCAACGAGAAGAGUAAGCACAAGUUUAUGGUACAGACCAUUUUCGCCCCACCGAACUUCUCAGAUAUGGAAGCUGUGUGGAAAGAGGCAAAACCCGAUGAAUUAAUGGAUUCUAAAUUGAGAUGUGUGUUUGAAAUGCCCAAUGAAAAUGAUAAACUGAAUGACAUGGAGCCUAGCAAAACGGCGCCCCUGAACGCCGCGAAACAAGACGGGCCGCUGCCCAAGCCGCACAGCGCUUCCCUCAGCGACACGGAGACCAGGAAGCUGAUGGAGGAGUGCAAGCGGCUGCAGGGGGAGGUGCUGAAGCUGUCGGAGGAGAACCGGCACCUGAGGGAUGAAGGCUUAAGGCUCAGAAAAGUAGCACAUUCGGAAAAACCUGGAUCAACCUCAGCUGCGUCCUUCAGAGAGAACGUCACCAGUCCCCUUCCUUCACUUCUUGUUGUAAUUGCAGCCAUUUUCAUUGGAUUCUUUCUAGGGAAGUUCAUCUUGUAGAGUGACGCAUGCAGAGUGCUGUUUCUUUUUUUCCCUCUUGACCAGAAAAAGAUUUGUUCACCUGCCAUCUCACUGGUAGUGUGGCCCACGGUGACCAUUUGUGUGUACAGCGUCAUAUAGGCCUCGCCUUCAGUGGUCUCUUACGGUUAGAAACACAGUCAGAACAGCGUGCUCGGCUGCGGACAGAUUGUACGUCACAGACCAUCACUAGCAGAUGCCAGUUGCACAUUCAGUCCUGUAUGAAAUUCAUAAAUAAAGAAUUGUUCUUUCUUUGUGGUUUUAAUAAGAGUUCAAGAAUUGUUCAGAGUCUUGUAAAUGUUAUUUUAAUAAUCCCUUUAAAUUUUAUCUGUUGCUGUUACCUCUUGAAAUAUGAUUUAUUUAGAUUGCUAAUCCCACUCAUUCAGGAAAUGCCAAGAGGUGUUCUGCGGGGAAAUGGUGCCUCUUACAGUGUAAAUUUUCUCCUUUACCUUUGCUAAUAUCAUGGCAGAAUUUUCUUACCCCUUGUGAGGCAGUUGUUGACUGAGUUUUUCAUCCUUACAAUCCUGUCCCAUGGUAUUUAACAUAAAAAUAAUAAAACUGUUAACAGAUUCUUGCUCGAUA